Molecule: messenger RNA, 2052 nt
Organism: Thelazia callipaeda (thelaziosis nematode)
Lineage: Eukaryota; Metazoa; Nematoda; Chromadorea; Rhabditida; Thelaziidae
Source: the annotation of a GenBank genome assembly
AUGGAUUUAGAUACUGCGCGAAAACGAAUCGCAUCGGAGCAGUUGAUAAAGUUAGAUGAAACAGUAACAGUCAAUGCUACUGCUGUGAAAUUAAGCUGGAAACGUCGAAAAACUGAGCCAUUAGUGGAAGGUUAUUAUAUUAAAUGGAGAGCCGUUCCAGUGACAGUUGGUCAGAAACAAUCUGGUGUUAGCAGUACUGAUAGCCACUGGGUGAAUAUUUCUAAACCAAACAUCGACACUUACGUUGUAAAUGGCUUGCGUCCUUUUACUAAUUACGAAUUUUUUGUGAUUCCGUAUCAUAAAACUGUUCAAGGAAUGCCUAGUAACUCAUUAAAUGGGGCGACUAGUGAAGCUCCUCCAACUUCACCUCCAACAGACGUACGUAUUCGAAUGAUGAACUUAACGACACUUAGAAUUUCAUGGCGUCCUCCACCAGCAAACGGAAUAAAUGGAGUACUGAAAGGUUUCCAGAUCAUUGUUCUGGGUAGUGGAGCUAAAUAUAACCGGAACAUCACAACAAACGAGCGAGCAGCAAGUGUCACAUUGUUUCAUUUGAUACCGGAAAUGACAUAUGGAGUAAAAGUUGCGGCACGAAGUAACGCUGGUGUGGGAGUUUAUCAUGGUCUUGAAGCCGUCACUAUGAAUGAAGCCACACUGCGUGAGCAUAUCCAGUUGAUGAGUGGAAUUUCGUCUCGAGAUCGUUUGUUGCACAUUAUUAAGAGGCCUUGGUUCAUUGCUACUGUGGGCGUGUUGAUUUGGAUCACUUUCAUUGCCUUAAUUACUUUUAUGUGGUGGAGGUGGCGAAAAUCGAAGGGUAAAGCUGCUACUCGGUUAGGUAUGCCAUUUAUCAAAAUCAAUGAUGGCAGUGUUCAUCUAACAACGCGAGAUGCGCUAUGGAUGGAUCAUCCUAACUUCAACUCAGCUCAGCAUUCUCUACUGAACAGUACAGUAAAUGGAACACAGUGCAAUGGUCCACCAAUUUAUACGCAAACUCCUCAUCAGACAGAUUUUUUUAUGGACAAUCAGAUGUUGCACCGUGAUACAUCCACGCACAUGUUAGGCACAAUAGAUCGAACUCAAUCACCUAAUCAUUAUCACUAUGCUGCACUUACUGCAGGUGGCGGUGCUUCCAGUUUGUCAACAUUUUAUGGCGGUCAUCAAGUUUUGGAUGAUCCUUCCCCAUAUGCUACGACAACUUUAGUGAUGAAUAAUAGGCAGAGAUGGUUAAAAGAUCAUAUGCUUCGAGCUCCGAUGCCCCCGUCAAAUCCGGUUCCUGCUGGUCCUCCUCCACGUUUCAAGGAGAGUGGAAGACAUAAUACGUUGGGCGGACGAUGCUCACCAUUUGUUGAUGCCAAAGUACGCACUUUUGGGCAUCAUUCUGGUAGUCCUCCUCAUACUGAUGUUUCUUAUGUACAGUCUUCUGAUGGUACUGGAGGGAGUUCAAAUGGACGAAACAAAAGAAAUACCACGAAUGGGAGACGAAGCCCUCCAAAGCAAACAUUACUUGAUAUGAUACCACCGCCUCCGCCUAAUGCUCCCCCAUCACAUGUUCAGCAAAAUAUGCAUUCAAAAGAAGUGAUAAAUUCAUUGGGCAAUCAUGUUAUGGAUGUUCAUGAGCAUUAUGAUGCUGUCUCCGAUGCGCUUUUAUUUGAGAAUGGCCCGAGACAUGGACAUGAGAAGUCUGUUGCAAAUAAUAGACCCAGUAGUCGAAAUAGAAUAACUCAUCGAAAUGCUGCAGUAAGUAAUUGUGGUCGAGGUCAAGAAGAUGAUGAUAGUCAGAGGUCUUCAUUAAUGAAUGACAACAGUCACUCAGUAUUUUGUACGUCGUCGGAAGCAGAUGAAGAAAAUUCAGAGGAAGAACAUGUUUGCAGAUCUCCAAAUCGUAUUGAUCGUUCUCAAAGCCCAGAAUACGCCAGUAAUCGACCUUCCCAACCGUGUAUGGGCGUUAGUGCUUCGGCACUUACUCAAAGUUCAUAUGAUGGAGCAUCAGCAGUACGUUCGUCCAGUCGCUUGAAAUCGAUGCCUCGAAAUUGUAAAAAAGAUCUAGUCUAG